ACGUCGACGCCGGCAGUCGCUCCCAGACCGCUAAUCAAGCCGCAUCGCGGCGGACGUUCGUUCUUUGGUUUGUUCAGUCGCCGUCGCUCGCAUCGGAGGGUCGCUCGUUCGCUUGCUUGCCUGCUGCCCGCCCGAUCCCUGCCAAAAGCGGCCGCCAACUACAGCAGGCAACAGCGUCGUCGACGACGACCGGUGGCGCCCUCUGGAGGCGCGGUAACGACGCUCGUGUUGUGAUUAGUUAGUGCGACCAAAUCGAACACAGCGAAGAUGGAUCAACUCUUCGGGAAUCUCAAGGGUUUCUUCAAGACCAACUUCACCUACACCGACAACUCGAUUUUCCGGCUGCACUACAAGGCCACUGUUGCCAUACUGAUCGCGUUCAGUAUUCUCGUGACAGGCAGGCAGUACAUCGGCGAUCCCAUCGACUGCAUCACGAAAGACUCGGUGCCAACAGAUAUAUUGGACACAUUCUGUUGGAUCCACACGACUUUCUCCAUGCCCGAUGCAUGGAAUAAGAGAGUCGGUGUCGAAGUUCCCUAUCCGGGUAUCGACAAGUCCUCGAACGGCUCACAGAAACGCGUAUAUCACGCGUACUACCAGUGGGUCUGCUUCGUGCUGUUUCUACAGGCCGCCCUCUUCUACGUCCCUCGUUACAUUUGGAAAAUGGUAGAGGGAGGACGCAUCAAGAAUCUCGUACUGGGUCUGGACAACCCGAUCCUCGGGGACGCCGCUAAAGUCAGUGGCCGACGGCUGCUCGUCGAGUACCUCAUGGUCAACCGGAACAACCACAACCUCUACUUCUGGGUCUACUCGCUCGCCGAGCUCCUUAACUUCUGCAAUGUCAUUGGUCAGAUGUUCCUCAUGGAUUAUUUCCUUGGCGGCGAGUUCUCGAAGUACGGGGCGGAAGUCCUCAACUUCACGCAGUGGUCUCAAGAGGUCCGCUACGAUCCCAUGAUCCGCGUGUUCCCUCGACUCACCAAGUGUAUAUUCCACAUGUACGGAUCGUCCGGCGAUAUCCAGAGACACGACGCUAUGUGCAUUCUGCCUAUCAACAUCAUCAACGAGAAGAUCUAUGUGUUCCUCUGGUUCUGGUUCAUCUUCAUGGCCAUUGUGUCCGGAGGCGUCCUGGUUUACCGGGCUGCGACUCUCUUCCUGCCUAGCUUCCGCGCGCGAGUCACGAAAUCCAAAGGACGUCUGGCAAACCGCGAGCGUCUCGAGCGUAUCAUCGAACAUUCGAAGAUCGGAGACUGGCUGAUCCUUCAUAUGGUGUGCAAGAACAUCGAUGCUCUCAAUUUCAGAGAUCUGAUCAACGACUACUACGAGAGUCUCUACGAGACCAAGAGCGAACCCUAGGCGGCGUGCAUCGAACUCUCACACUGCCUAACUAAAGAAUGUAAAUAGCAAUCCAUGUGGACCGACUCAGCCACACGUGAAGAAAUGGGAUCGAGCCGAAUCUCAAAGUCGAAAUAAGUCUCGAGCGAGCAAUCGAGUAGUUAAAUGAACGAAUAGCAGAAGAAAAGCAGCGAACGAGCGUCGCUCGGAAGGCUUUUUGUAGCCUCUCCGACGACGUCACGACGAAUCUCGAAGCUUUCACCAUGCACGCAAAAUCACUCAAGUCUUCCACGGACUCCAUUCCAGAGCGCUGCGAUUUAUGCGUGCUCAAGAGGAACUUUCUUCCCGAAUGUGGUAUCGGGAGAACCUUUCAGCGUCUUUCAUUUUGGACUACAGUCCGGUCCACGGUGUGUAAGUUUCAUCCUGAGAUCUGAGAACAGCUGAUUGUUUCGAGCGCUUGAUUGUAUGUUAUGCCUUUCAUAUUGAUUAUCUCAUCAUGGAAUCUCUUGAAUCGUCGCGACCGCUGACCUCAGGAAAAAAUCUCUCAAACCACGUCUGAUUUAACGAAUCACGAGAAGUUACCCCGGUCGACGAGUCCGCAGCGUCGCGAAAAUAUUCCGCAGGAAAUCGGACCCUUUUCGUUCGAACGAAAGGAGUCAUGACAGCAUAUCUGAAAUAGCAUUUGUCACAAUAGAAGGUGGCUAGCGACAUCGUAUCGAAAUACGAGGUAAAUAUAUAUAUGAAGUAUUUUGUGAUAAAUAAAUUGAGACCACAUU
Molecule: messenger RNA, 2108 nt
Organism: Galendromus occidentalis (western predatory mite)
Lineage: Eukaryota; Metazoa; Arthropoda; Arachnida; Mesostigmata; Phytoseiidae
Product: innexin inx2
Exons: 1
Coding region: 268-1353 (361 amino acids)
Biological process (GO): phototransduction
Cellular component (GO): plasma membrane; gap junction
Molecular function (GO): gap junction channel activity
Source: RefSeq, a predicted model, not a curated record